UCCUCGGCGGCGGCGGCGCGCGGCCUGGGCUUGCGCUGCGCCCGCGCGCCCCCGCCCCCCUCCAGGAGGCCGAGGCCGCGGCGGCCGUUAGCGCUGUCGCUCCGGGGGCCGCGGCGGGCGGGGCUCCGGCGGGGCCCGGCCUAGUCUCAGCCCAGCCCGGCUCCCAGCCGCCCGCCCUCCCGAUGCAGGGGGCCGAGCUCCGGGAUGGCGAGGCGGCGGCGGCGGCCGCUUCGUACCGCGUCUUGAGCCGCCUGCUGGGCUAUGGAGAGGCGGCCCCCGAGCCAGGCCCGCCGCCGCCGCCCCCGGGCCAUGGCCCCCCGCCGCCCCCUUUCCUCGCGCGGCCCGGCCCGCGGGGCUCGCGGCCGCCGCAGCUGAUGGUGUUCCGCAACGUGGGGCGGCCGCCGGAGGAGGAGGACGCGGAGGCGGCCCCGGAGCCGGGACCCUCGGAACUGCUGUGUCCCCGGCACCGCUGCGCGCUGGACCCCAAGGCCCUGCCGCCGGGACUGGCGCUCGGGCGGACGUGGGGCCCGGCGGCCGGACUCGAGGCGCAGUUGGCGGCCCUGGGGCUCGGGCAGCCGGCGGGGCCGGGGGUCAAGACGGUCGGCGGGGGCUGCUGCCCGUGCCCGUGCCCCCCGCAGCCGCCGCCGCCGCCGCCGCAACAGCAGCAGCAGCAGCAGCCCCCGCCGCUGGCCGCCGCCCCGCAGGCCGGGGAGGACCCCACGGAGACGAGCGACGCGCUGCUGGUCCUGGAGGGUUUGGAGUCGGAGGCCGAGAGCCUGGAGACGAACAGCUGCUCGGAAGAGGAGCUCAGCAGCCCGGGCCGCGGAGGAGGAGGAGGAGGCUGCGGCGGCGGCGGAGGAGGAGGAGGAGGGGGCGGCCGGCUCCUGCUGCAGCCCCCCGGCCCCGAAUUGCCCCCGGGGCCCUUCCCGCUGCAGGACUUGCCCCCUCCGGGCCGCCUGAGCCGGGGGGAGCCGCCGCCGCCACCCCCGCCGCCCCCGGGGCCGCUCCGGCCGCUGGCGGGCCCGUCUCGGAAGGGCUCCCUCAAGAUCCGCCUCAGCCGCCUCUUUCGCACCAAGAGCUGCAACGGCGGCUCGGGCGGCGGCGACGGGGCCGGCAAGAGGCCCUCGGGGGGCCUGGCGGCCUCCGCCGCGAGCCUCACGGACAUGGGCGGCUCUGCGGGCCGGGAGCUGGACGCGGGCAGGAAACCCAGGUUGACAAGAACUCAAAGUGCCUUUUCUCCGGUCUCCUUCAGCCCCCUGUUCACAGGUGAAACAGUGUCUCUUGUGGACGUGGAUAUCUCUCAGCGGGGCCUGAGCUCUCCACACCCUCCAACUCCCCCUCCUCCUCCAAGACGAAGCCUCAGCCUUCUAGAUGAUAUCAGUGGGACGCUGCCUACAUCUGUCCUUGUGGCUCCGAUGGGGUCUUCCCUGCAGUCUUUCCCCCUACCUCCGCCUCCUCCACCCCAUGCCCCAGAUGCAUUUCCCCGGAUUGUUCCCCUCCGAGCUGCUGAAUCCCUGCAUAACCAGCCCCCACAACACCUCCAGUGUCCCCUCUACCGACCUGACUCGAGCAGCUUUGCAGCCAGCCUUCGAGAGCUGGAGAAGUGUGGUUGGUAUUGGGGACCAAUGAAUUGGGAAGAUGCAGAGAUGAAGCUGAAAGGGAAGCCAGAUGGUUCUUUCCUAGUACGGGACAGUUCGGAUCCUCGUUAUAUCUUGAGUCUCAGUUUCCGAUCACAGGGUAUCACCCAUCACACCAGGAUGGAGCACUACAGAGGAACCUUCAGCCUAUGGUGUCACCCUAAAUUUGAGGAUCGCUGUCAGUCGGUGGUGGAAUUCAUUAAGAGAGCCAUCAUGCACUCCAAGAACGGGAAGUUCCUCUAUUUCUUGAGAUCCAGGGUUCCAGGGCUGCCACCAACUCCUGUCCAGCUACUCUACCCAGUGUCCCGAUUCAGCAACGUCAAAUCCCUCCAGCACCUUUGCAGAUUCCGAAUCCGACAGCUAGUCCGGAUCGAUCACAUCCCAGAUCUCCCACUGCCUAAACCUCUUAUCUCUUAUAUCCGAAAGUUCUACUACUAUGAUCCUCAGGAAGAGGUAUACUUGUCUCUAAAGGAAGCGCAGCUCAUUUCCAAACAGAAGCAAGAGGUGGAGCCCUCCACGUAGCCAGGGGCCCCCUGGUGGCCACCAAGGGCAUUGGGUUGCCAAGCUCCAGUUUUGAAGAACCAAAUGAAGCUACCAUGAAAAGGGGAGUGAGGGAAAACAAGAGGCCAGUGACUUCGGUUGUCCAGGGUUCUCUGUCCCCUGGGGCUCGGAAGAAGCACACACCGCCUUUCCCUCAGCCCGCCUGACCCUGGAACUGGAGGAGAGCCGCAGAAAGCUGGUCCUUUCUCAGAAGCUGUGUUUGGAUUCCCCCAUUUCUCAGAACGGACCACUCCCCCCAGGGCAGCUGGUGGUCCUGCCCUUUGUGUUGGCAGUGGCACAGAGGGUGAGCGGGCCCAUGUGGCAGCCGUGGGAGCUGCCAGUGCUGGUCCUGGAGCUGGUGCCAAAGGGCUGGUGCAGUUCCUCAGUGCGGAGGGGGGAGGGCGGAAGACUGCAGCCAAAACACG
This is a messenger RNA of Sorex fumeus (smoky shrew), 2602 nucleotides long. It is a transcript of the gene SOCS7, whose product is annotated as suppressor of cytokine signaling 7. Gene Ontology annotation, biological process: phosphatidylinositol phosphate biosynthetic process; intracellular signal transduction. Lineage: Eukaryota; Metazoa; Chordata; Mammalia; Eulipotyphla; Soricidae. The coding region runs from base 183 to 2159 and encodes 658 amino acids. Gene Ontology annotation, molecular function: 1-phosphatidylinositol-3-kinase regulator activity. The transcript is spliced from 10 exons. The record is from RefSeq and is a predicted model, not a curated record. Gene Ontology annotation, cellular component: phosphatidylinositol 3-kinase complex.